GAACCCGGGUCCCCAGAACAUUACCUGGGUCUUUGGAUUAAACAGUCCAGCGAUAAUACCAUUAGGCCAUCACCUCCCCUGUACUUAUGUGGUCAGCUAGAUCCUUUUGUUGAUUCUUGCAUAGCAGAGACCUGAUGGAACUAGCAAGAAAGGUUACGUGGAAAGAACUGUAACAGUGACUUAUUACAGCUCGCUACCUCUACUGAGAUCUGAAAUGGAGUGCCACUGAUCAACAGGAGUGCAGACCUAACAAUAAUGUCAGUUUUGUCUUUGAAAUCCUGAGAGAUGUCAUCCUGAAACCCUUAGGCUAUUUGCCAUUGUUCUUGCCAAAAUGUUGAAGAUAUGAGUCCAGAAGCCCAGGAUUGGGAUGCUAUGGUUGAUCUUGAGGGUUCUCUGUUGGGGUAGAUGGACGGUUCAUGGUUGUUAUUACGUGUGCUGGGAGGACCAUUUUAAAAAAAAAAUAGUAGUGAAGUUUAGGAAGGGAGUUCAGAAGUGUGGGGCAUUGGUGGUUUAAGACAUGACUUUUAUUGGUGGGAUAAAAGAAUAAUAGACAAGAGGCUACAAUUAGAGGAAAUUUAGAGCUGGAAGAGGUUGGAGAUUGGGAAGGAUGCCACUACAAAAAGAUAUAGACAUAAAGAAAAUUUUUAAUUUGUGGUUUGGGAGCAGGAGGCAUUAUUGGUGAGCAGCCUUAGAGUUUGGUGGGGCCAGGAUGUGAAUAACAACACUUCGUAUUAAUUGAAGUUUACAAAGAAUAUUGGAAUCCUCAAAUCUGAGGAAGAUAACUGCAUGGGUUUAACAACCGAAGGAUAUUUUAGGGUGCAAUUGACAACGUGCGGAAGUGGUGGUAGGUAUUCUUUCGAAUGCAGAAGAUAGGGACAAAAAACUUAACUUGUGAUAAAUGACCGUGUUACAUUUGUAAGUAAUUUGGUUCAUUUGAAAUGGUGACCUUGGUGGCAAUGAUUUGCGGUUUAUGUGCAGGCUAGACCCAUUAGAUUUAACUAAGGUUGUAGAUGAUGUUGUGGUGGAGGAAUGGGAAGUUUAAGAAAGUGGGAGUCAAGGAUAGAGAACAGCAUUAAAAUAUAGGAGUAGAAUUCGGCCAUUAGGUCCAUCCAGUCUGCUCUGCCAUUCAGUGAUGGCUGAUUUGUUUCUCAAUCCCAUUCUCCUGCCUUUCCCCUGUAAUCGUUGAUCUGCUUACCAAUCAAGAACCUAGCUAUCUUUGUCUUAGGAGCAGAUUUAGGCCAUUUGAAGCAUUGAGGAAUAAUGGAGUCAGUUCAGUGAGGUAGUAAAUCAAAACCUUUCCGGAAGGUUCUUUGGUUUCACUUAGAGGAAAUAAGUGUUGCUAUGGAAAUUAAUGGCAAAAGAAAUAUUGUGAGCAAUAGAGAGCCAAGUAGAGUUUCAAAAUGCAGUUACAAGUGAUGGUACAGAGUUCAUUUCAGAGGGUGUCUAGGUGUGAAUUUUUUUGUUUGCUGCCUCUUGGAACUGCUUUUCAAGUUAAAGGCGCUUUUUCUCCCCCCGUUGAAUUUGUCUUCUCUCGUCUUUGGAUUCCGCACUGUCUUUAGCAUUCAGUACAUUAAAAGAAAAAUGCAAUUUCAAUACUUGCGGUGAACAGCAAAGAAUUUAGUUUAAUGAAAUAGUUUUGUGUCUUCAUACAUGAAACUCCAUUAUUCCAAAUUAUUUGGGUGUGGAAAAGAUAAAUUUGGAUUUUGUAGUCAAAGUCAAUGAUUUUAUGAAAAAUCAUUAGACAUUGUUGAGAAAAUAAAAGCACUUAGAUGGUGGAUUAGCCAAUCAGUAAUGUACAACAUUUUACUGGUAAGUCUCACUAAGUUUAAUAUAAUACAAAGUAAUUUCCAUUUUGGAAUUGAUGCUGCCCUGCUUUGUAAACCGGAGUCAGGGUAUGACCUGGAAGUGAUAGUUCAGUGACAACAAGGUGUAGAGCUGGAUGAACACAGUAGGCCAAGCAGCAUCAUAGGAGCAGGAAGGCUGACGUUUCGGGCCUAGACCCUUCAUCAGAAUAUGUUCAGUACUACCUUAAAUGGAUACAAAUUCGGUGUAUGCAAAGUGUUUCGUGGGACAUUUGGGUGAUACUUCCUUGGCUACUUCCUAAAACAUUCUUUUAUUCUGAAAUAUUUAAAGAUUAUGAUUCUGCUCUUCUUGUUCUCUUCUUUAGAGAUUUAACUUUAAUUGUGGUUCAUAACUUUACAGCUAAGUGUAUGCAGGUGAAUACAGAUUUCUCCCUUGGGGAAGCUGUUUAAAAUGAAUCAUUCAUUGGAGAAUUCAAUUCCCUAUGAGGAAUAUUUACGAAUGAAAGCACGGACAAUACCACAGCAUCGCAUGAAGGAAUUUUUGGAUUCCAUGAAUGGCAAAGGGUCUGAAGAAAUCCAGCAAUUCGUUCAAACCCCUGUUACAGUGUACCAGCAAAGAGGACACUAUAUCUACAUGGACAGUGCUGAUGUUGCUGGGUCAUUGCUGGAGUUGUCUAGACCAAUUAGUUCUCCAAUUCAGCAACAUGUGUCACAGGGAUCACCACUAGGACAGCAGCAGAUGCAAUCUCACCAUGUACAGGCACAACAAGUCCACCAGUUGGAAAUUCAAACAGACCACCAGUCCUUGCAAGCGAAGCAAAUGCAAGCCCAAUUACAGUCGCAGACAUCUUCUGAGGAGCCACAAACUGGUAGCCAAGCUGUCAACUCCAUAGCGCAAGAAAGAAGGCCAAGCUCUUCGGGUGUUCCACAGCCUGUGAAGAAAAGGAAAGUUGAUUUACCAACUGAAGAAAGCUAUACCAUGAGUCAGCCUUCAAUACAAAAUACCGUGACCACUGUGCUUACCCUGUCUUCUCAGGCCCAACAGCAAGGGUACAUUCCCAUUCGUCAGGAGCUGCUUACAGUGGACAGCAGUCAGUUAUAUGGUGUUGCUCCAGCUACCACUUCAGCUACAGGCCAGUUAUCCAACACAGAAUCAUGGACUAUAUAUACGACACCUGCACCUUGCUCGGAAGGCCAAACUGUACUCCAGUCUGCAAUUCCUCAUGACACUUGUAAUUUAGUCCAAAUUGAUGAAAUUCCAAUGAGUAUGACUGGGAUCAAAAUAGAAGAUGACAAGGAUAAGACUCAAGUACUGUCAGAUGGUGGGAAAAACCUACAAGAUAAAAUGAUCCAGCCAUCUGUGACAGCUGCUUUUUCAACACAGUUCGUGAAUGUGAAUGGAAACCUUCAUAUUCCUGUUACAGUACAAGCUGGUGGGAGAGCCUUUCAGUCUCUGAAAUACUGGGAUCCACAACAAUUACAGGUUCAAGCAAUGCAGACACAUACGACGGAACAGCAAAUUGAGGUGCAGACUGAUUUAAUGCUUCCUGAUUCUCUAAAACCAGAAGAAGGGGCUAGUGUCUGGCAGAACUGGGCUCAAGUUAAGAAUGCAGAAAUUAUGAAGGAAGCUGAAAAUAAACCCCCUUUGCCAGGAAGACGACAGCCAAUGAAGUUUAGAGAAGAUGCUCUUUGUGCAACAUUAGUAGAGCUCAAUUAUGGACUUUGUUUGAUGACCAAAGAAGCAAGAUAUUCCGAUGGUUCACCCUAUGAAGCAGACUUGCUGUAUUAUUUCUUUCUUUGUAUUCAGAAGCAUAUGUUUGAAAAUGGAAGAAUAGACAAUAUUUUUGCCGAUCUCUACUAUUCUAAAUUUACUGAAAAAUUACAUGAAGUGCUAAAAGAAUGGCAUCCUAAAAUAAGUCCGCUUGGUUAUGUCAUCCCAAGUCGAAUUACUGAGGAGAUGCUUUGGGAUUGUAAGCAAUUGGGAGCGCAUUCUCCAGCUACUCUUUUGUACACACUUAUGUAUUUCAAUACCAAGUACUUCAUGCUUAAAACAGUCGAACAACACUCUAAAUUAGCUUUCUCCAAAGUAUUAAAACAGAUGAAAAAGAAUCCAGGCAAUUCAAAGGAUAAAUGUUCUAGUAUACGAUAUCUACGAUUAUAUGGACAACUUCAAGCCGGACAGAAAGUUACAGAAGAUAUGUAUGUGGAACAACUUGAAAAUUCCGAAAAUCCCUUGAGGUGUCCCAUAAAACUCUAUGACUUCUACCUCUUUAAAUGUCCACAGAGUGCUAAAGGGCGAAAUGAUGCCUUCUACUUGAACGCUGAACCAGUAGUUGCUCCAAAUAGCCCAAUCUGGUAUUCAACACAGCCAGUCAGUAAUGAGGCAAUGGAACAAAUGUUGACCAGAAUACUUAUGAUAAGGGAGGUUCAAGAAGCUUAUGUAAAUACAUAGAUUCCUCCCUUCGGGUGAGAAUUUCCCAAAGCAGGGUGCUGGUGGAGGAACUGCCAGUCAAAAGUAAGUCAUAGGAAGAUUAUUUUGUCAGAGAAACAUCUUUGUCUCUUCCUGCUCCCUAAGAUGAUGUUCAUGCACAGUGUGCUUGAGGACUUGUGUAACAUGAAUAUGGAUGUCAGAAUUUGUAAACCCCGUGAAUUUGUGGGUGACUUGUAUUCCAGUUCUAAGGCUUGAUCAGUUCUAUUGUUUCUUUAAACUAUACAUAAAAAUGUAACUGUCUAAAUGAACAAACUGUAAAUAAGAGGAAAGUUUAAAAACUAUUUCUUCCAGUUGGUAGUAAGUUUGCUACUUCAUCUAUAAAUUCUUUAAUGGAACUUUGAAUUAAAUAUAAAUUAUGUGCAUUCCAAUUUGUGGCAACACACAUAAUUGUGAUCAUUGUAUAACUUAACUUCUUGUUUGAAUCUAGACUCUCAGUUCUGUCUGUACUUUGAUUACAGAUGCUUCCACGAACAGUUUUUUUUAGCAGACUGACAUGUUCUUUAAGUGUCUGUCUUUUUUUGUAUGUAAUGUACCUGGUGUACUUUAUGUGCCUAAUGUGGAUAUUCCACUACAGAUUUUGAGAAGAAACUUUAUAAAAUAUGAAAAUUACAUUUGCAUGAACAAACAUUAAAUUGGGUUUAAAAAAAAUGUUGGCUUUAGGUUUUAAACCAGAUCAACGUUACCUCACGGACCUCGUGAUAUCGUGCCUUGGUAUUAGACAGGCACAGGAUAAUUUCUUAUGGACUAUAGUGUACUAGAAAGCUUUUUGCAUAGUUAGUUUUGGUGGUUUUUACUUUUAUGGGGAUAAUUUUUUCCACUCUUUUGUUUUGAAUCAUCGACUAAAAUCAGUACUGUUACACACGUAGUGCUUACCAGGGAUACCAUGUUACCUUUGUAAUUUUUUAUACAGAUCAUUCACUAAUUUUGUUGGUCUAGGUAGAAACAAUAAAUUUUGCCUAUGAAAGUAAAAUGCA
This is a messenger RNA of Rhincodon typus (whale shark), 5267 nucleotides long. RefSeq names its product transcriptional regulator QRICH1-like. Lineage: Eukaryota; Metazoa; Chordata; Chondrichthyes; Orectolobiformes; Rhincodontidae. The record is from RefSeq and is a predicted model, not a curated record. The coding region runs from base 2254 to 4254 and encodes 666 amino acids. The transcript is spliced from 9 exons.